Molecule: messenger RNA, 1150 nt
Organism: Botrytis byssoidea
Lineage: Eukaryota; Fungi; Ascomycota; Leotiomycetes; Helotiales; Sclerotiniaceae
Exons: 2
Coding region: 289-828 (179 amino acids)
Biological process (GO): UDP-N-acetylglucosamine biosynthetic process
Cellular component (GO): Golgi apparatus; endoplasmic reticulum; endoplasmic reticulum-Golgi intermediate compartment
Molecular function (GO): glucosamine 6-phosphate N-acetyltransferase activity; monosaccharide binding
Source: RefSeq, a predicted model, not a curated record
AACCAAUUUUCCACGCUCGUUUUUUUUUUACCAUCGUUUCAAUAAUUCACAUACCGUGAGCUUCCUCAAAUAGAACACCUAUUUUUUCUUUUCCGCACUGCACUGCCACUCACUAACAAUUACGAGGUAGUCUUGCAGAUCUCAUUCAUUGAUAUAAAAGGGGCAGCCGCGCGCUUUAUCCUUCUUCCCGAUAACACACAUCAUACCCUUAAUCGACUCAACAUAACUACCUCAACUAUUCCAAAUUCCGUUCGCAUACUCUCCCUGAGGAUUACACUCAAACACACAAUGGUUUCCGCCAACGGAGUUACAGACACCAAUGGAGUCACCGCAGGACUUUUCGGGCCUGAGCUCGUCUCUCCCGAAGUUGCCAAAUCCCUCCCUGAAUCAUAUACUCUCCGCGCCCUUCAGAAAUCAGAUUAUGCUCGUGGAUUUUUAGACGUUUUACGAGUUCUGACUGUUGUUGGGGAUAUCACCGAAGAGCAAUGGAAUGAGAGGUACGAUUGGUAUAACGAUCAAGGAAAAGGUGGCUACUACCUACUAGUCAUUGAAGAUCAGGGAAAGGUUGUUGCCACGGGCGCUUUGAUUGUGGAAAGGAAAUUCAUCCAUAAUCUCGGUCUCGUAGGUCACAUCGAAGACAUUGCCGUAGCGAAAGACCAACAAGGAAAGAAACUCGGAUUGAAGAUGAUUCAAGCAUUGGACUUUAUCGCGGAGAAGAUCGGUUGUUAUAAGAGCAUAUUAGAUUGCAGUGAAGCUAAUGAAGGAUUUUAUGUAAAGUGUGGGUUCAAGAGGGCUGGUUUGGAAAUGGCUCAUUAUUAUGAUCAUUGAAAUAAGCACCGAGAUAACAAGUUUGGAUCUCUAGACACAGCGAAUUGGUUGGAUUUUGAUUUGGAAUUAAGCAUAGAGCGAGCGUUAUAAACGGAAGACAAAAAGGAUACCAUGUACAGAUUUAUUUUAAUUGGGAAUGGAUUAUUUACUCCUGGGAAAUUCGAAGCAAUUCAUAUUAGAUUUUAGUUUGGUUUUGUCUCAUCGUCCUUUUUUUAAUACAUUCGCGAUUUCCUGGUACUUCAAACCCAUUGAGGUUUUUUGACUGUUUUUUUCCUUCUGGUAGAUCCAAGACCAGUCCUCAAUCCAAUUGGACUAGAUUUCG